AUGUCUGUUCCCGUGUCCCGCCGUCUCCACUGCCUCUUCACCGCCAAACCCACAGCCUCAUUCACCAAACCCUCCACCACCUUCAACCUAUCGCCGCCCUCUUCCGCCUCCAACUUACUACCCAAACCUCCCAAACCCACCACCACUUCCCCAUCCGCCUCCGACUCACUACCCAAACCUCCCAAAUCCACCACCACUUCUCCCUCCUCCUCCGACUCUUCUGAAGAUAAAAAACUCAAAACCCUUGUCAAGAAAUUCAAGAAAGCCUCCGAAUCAGCCCAGUUUCGCCGCCGCAACAGAGACUACGGAAUCACCGUCCUCCGCCUCGCCGCCGCCCGGAAGUUCUCCUACAUCGAAGACAUCAUCGAACACCAAAAGAAGUACGAUAUCAUCACCAAAGAAGGCUUCACUGUGCGCCUCAUUGGUCUCUAUGGCAGGGCUGGCAUGUUCGAUCAUGCCCACAAACUGUUCGACGAAAUGCCCCAACUGAAAUGCGAGCGCACCGUGUUGUCUUUCAAUGCCCUCCUCUCUGCUUGCGUGAAUUCGAAGAAAUUCGAUAAGAUUGGCGAGCUUUUGAAGGAUUUACCGGCGAAAUUGUCGAUUAGUCCUGACGUGGUCUCGCACAAUACGGUUAUUAAAGCGUUUUGUGAAAUGGGUUCUUUCGAUUCUGCGUUUGCGGUGAUCGAUGAGAUGGAGAAGAAUGGAUUGAAGCCUGAUUUGGUUACUUUCAAUACACUUCUCAAUGCUUUUUACAAGAAUGAUAGGUUUUCUGAUGCAGAGAAAGUGUGGGCAUUGAUGGAAGACAAGAAUGUUGUCCCCAAUGUGAGAAGUUAUAAUCCAAAGCUGCGAGCUUUGGUGGCUGACAAUCGAAUUUCCGAAGCAGUUGAGUUGUUUGAAGAAAUGGGAAGCAAAGAAGUUAAGCCAGACUUGUUCAGCUUCAAUGCUUUGAUCAAAGGGUUUUGUGAUGAUGGGAAUAUGGAGGAAGCCAAGAAAUGGUACAAAGAACUGUCGAAAAAUGAUUGUAACCCAAAUCGUGUGACAUUUACAAUGCUUGUUCAGCUUGCUUGUGAGAAGGGUGAUUUUGAUUUCGCUCUCGAGUUGUGCAAAGAGGCAAUCAGUCAGCGAUGUCUUGUUGAUCGGGAAGUGAAACAACUCGUGUUAGAUGGAUUGGUCAAGGAAUUGAAGAUGGAAGAAGCAAAGGAGCUUGUUGAGCUUGGCAAGUCAAACAGUUACUUCGAUUAUAAACUGGAAUUGCCUUCAGACAAAUAG
Molecule: messenger RNA, 1269 nt
Organism: Camellia sinensis
Lineage: Eukaryota; Viridiplantae; Streptophyta; Magnoliopsida; Ericales; Theaceae
Biological process (GO): chloroplast-nucleus signaling pathway; mitochondria-nucleus signaling pathway
Cellular component (GO): chloroplast
Molecular function (GO): protein binding
Source: RefSeq, a predicted model, not a curated record